Messenger RNA from Aspergillus nomiae NRRL 13137, 1113 nucleotides. RefSeq lists its product as uncharacterized. Gene Ontology annotation, cellular component: mitochondrion. NCBI's taxonomy places the organism in Eukaryota, Fungi, Ascomycota, Eurotiomycetes, Eurotiales, Aspergillaceae. The record is from RefSeq and is a predicted model, not a curated record. Bases 1 to 1113 code for a protein of 370 amino acids. Gene Ontology annotation, molecular function: amidinotransferase activity. The transcript has a single exon.
AUGGUCGCCACCUUCCCAUCCGUCCAAGCAGAUGACGAAUGGUCCCCACUCAAAAGCGUGAUUGUAGGCCGCGCCGGUCGUGCCUGUUUCCCCAGCGCCCCGGCGCCAAUGAUUGAAGCAACCAUGCCCUCAGCGCACACCCAUCGCUUCCAACCACACUCCCCCUUCGACGAGACGCUGAUCGCCAAGGCAGAGGCUGAGCUGGACUACUUCGCCGCCAUCCUCCAGGCCGAGGGCAUCAACGUCUACCGACCCCCCGUGGGGAUCAAUUGGCUCGAUGAGAACGGCUACACGGGCGCCAUGCCCCGCGAUGGCCUGAUGAGCGUCCAAAAUACCCUGAUCGAAGCUUGUUUCGCCUGGCCGUGUCGCAAUCGUGAGAUUGAGAUCGCAUUCAAGCCCAUCCUCGAUGAUUUGGCGCGAGAUGCGCGUGUGACGAUUGUUCGGCGUCCGGCGUCCUCGUUUGCCGAGACCUUACUGGACAGUAACGAGAGUGAUGAUGGCACCAACAGUAGCAGUAGCAGUCGAACAGGCGGUGCUAAUGGUACGGGACAAUGGGUCAUCAAUAACAGUCGACCGGCGUUCGACACGGCGGACUUCAUGCGGUUCGGGCAGACGAUCAUCGGUCAGUUCAGCCACGUCACCAACCAAGCCGGAGUGGAUUACAUCCAGGCACAGUUACCGACGGGCUACAAGAUCGAGAUGCUGGAGGUGGACGAUCCGCACGCGAUGCACAUCGACGCAACGAUCCUCCCGCUGCGCGAAGGCCUGCUGGCGUACAACCCCAAGAAAGUCAGUGAGGCGGCGCUGCGCAAGCACGCGGUUCUAGCGGACUGGGACCUUCGACCGUAUCCAUUCACACCUAAGGAGCCAGGCGAGGACAGCCCCCCACUGUAUAUGACUAGCCCGUGGUUGUGUUUGAAUGCGUUGGUGUUGGAUGGAGAACGAGUCGUCGUGGAGAUCAGCGAUGUCCAGACGGCGCAAUGGUUUGAGUCGCUGGGGAUGAAGUGCAUCCGGUGUCCGUUUAAACAUGUCAAUAGUAUUGGGGGGUCCUUCCACUGUGCUACGGUGGAUUUGGUGAGAGAGAAGACGAAGGCUUCGACUUCAGUGAACUAA